AUGUGCUUUUACAACCAGAAGCGAUUCUCCUGUGGAGACUGGAGCUGGACCAACUUCGCCCACCGAUGCAAUUACGAGUACCGCACCGGCGAAACAUGCGGCAUGAAACUCGUUAACAUGACCGAGACCGAUAGUAGCAAAUGCCGUCUCUGCGAGAAGAUCGAAACCAAAUUCCGGCGGCGAAGCGCCGAAGUCGACCGUCUCGAACGCUGGAAACGGGAGGGUGCCACUUUGGUGGCCUCGAUGGAUCGGUCCCACAAGCUCAUAAUGGACUUGGACAAAGAAAUAUUUGUCCUGCAACGGGAGCGUGAGACCCGAAGGAACACGCUCGUGAGAUAA
Molecule: messenger RNA, 339 nt
Organism: Penicillium maclennaniae
Lineage: Eukaryota; Fungi; Ascomycota; Eurotiomycetes; Eurotiales; Aspergillaceae
Exons: 1
Coding region: 1-339 (112 amino acids)
Source: RefSeq, a predicted model, not a curated record